Messenger RNA from Anthonomus grandis grandis, 2023 nucleotides. Its product is annotated as zinc finger CCCH-type with G patch domain-containing protein. Gene Ontology annotation, biological process: regulation of transcription by RNA polymerase II; negative regulation of DNA-templated transcription. Gene Ontology annotation, cellular component: nucleus. NCBI's taxonomy places the organism in Eukaryota, Metazoa, Arthropoda, Insecta, Coleoptera, Curculionidae. The transcript has 8 exons. Gene Ontology annotation, molecular function: metal ion binding; DNA-binding transcription factor activity, RNA polymerase II-specific; RNA polymerase II cis-regulatory region sequence-specific DNA binding. Bases 192 to 1865 code for a protein of 557 amino acids. The record is from RefSeq and is a predicted model, not a curated record.
GUUUUUAAAAGCUCUGCUGGGAAUAUUUACCUUACUCAGUUGGCAACGUCGGAACCCUUCAAUUUUGAAAUGUUUUGAUGCUUAGGACUUAUACAUGUAUUGAACAUAAUUUCUAAUUAAAAUAAAUAUAUAUAGUUUAUUAUUUACUAAUAUAUUAUAGUCUAUUAUCUAUAUAGGCUAGAUAUUGUACGAUGGAAGAAUAUCAACAGCAACUAGAAGUUAUCGAAAACGCAUUAAAAACCAGCAAACCGGGACCCGAGAGGGACGAAUUAUUAAGUUUAAAAGAAAAUAUCGAAGAACUGCUCCUAUUAACUCAAGAAUCAUUACAAGCAGAAUCUAGAAAUUUUCAGCUAAAUGUUAUCGAAAAUGCAUUAAAAACCAGCAAACCAGGGCCAGAAAGGGACGAAUUACUAAGUUUAAAAGCAAAUAUUGAAGAGUUGCAGUCAUUAACUAGGGAAACUUUAAAGGCUGAACCUAGCAGUCAGGGUUCCAGUCACAGUCGAGAGGAUUCAUCAAACAGUGACGGUAAUUGCACUGAUGAUGAAUGGGCCCUAUUUAUGUCUGAAAUGGCUGAGGAAGGAGCCAUAGAAACUAAAAAGGAAGAUAAAUAUGUUGAUGAAAAAAAAAUUAAAGAACUUGAAGGACAAAAGUGUCAAGCACCAUAUAAGCAACAAUGGGGCCAAAUGUCUUAUCAUAAUGCUAUGAUUUGUUCUGUGCCCCAAGGAGUAAAGGAGAUGGAUAAUUUACAAGUAAAAGUGCUGUUUUUAAAUCCAACCCAUAAAGAAAUGCUUCCUUGCCCAUACUACUUUGAUAUGAAAAAAGACUGUCACUAUGAUGAAGACUCUUGCCAAUACUCCCAUGGCCAAUUAGUCAACUAUUCAGAUCUAAGAAGUUACAUGGAGCCAAAAUUUGAAAAUCUCACCAUAGGCAGCAAUGUCAUCGCCAAGCAAUCGGAUGGCAUUUGGUAUAAAGGUAAAAUAACCCGUAUGUCAAAGGGAAACUGCAUGGUAAAAUUUGAAUCGAAAAGCAAAAAUCACAGCGAUAUUUAUGAAGAAAUUAAUCUUGAACACGUCUUGCAUAUGGAACAAGAUGAUGACGAGGGUGAAAGUGAUGAUUGUCAAAUAAUUCAUGACGAGGACGAAGCGAAUGAAAUUGAAGAGAGAAAGCGACAUGUAAAACGUGCAGAGUUAAUAAAUAAAAGUCUGAUGAUCACCCCCGAGUCGAAACCGCUUGGCGAGUGGGAGAAACACACUAAAGGUAUAGGAUCGAAAUUGAUGCAAAAAAUGGGUUAUAUCGUGGGCACCGGACUGGGAAAAGACGGUUCUGGAAUUGUUAAACCGGUUUCGGCCAUUAUUUUGCCACAAGGGAAAUCUUUAGAUUUCUGUAUGAAUAUGAAAUUGGAAAUGAAAAAUCCGAAUUUGUUCCAUGCAGAAACUAGGACAACGAAAGGGAAAAAGAAGCUGAAACAAAGAGUUCAAAACAAAUUGGAAAGGAAACGGGUCAGAUUGGAGAAAAUGUCGUUGGAUAAGUUCGUUGACUUUUGUAUUCACCACAGGGGAAAUGUGCCUGUGAAAUCGGGUCAAGAAACCCAAACGCUUCAAGAAAAACUGAAAAAUGAAACGGACAAAAACGCGAACCUGUGCCUGUUCAAGCUGGACGAGAGUCUGAAAAAAUUAAAAAUGCAAUUAAGGGAAAUGGAUGAAAAUAUCGCCAAUAUGGAACAGAUCCACCGUAUCGUGCCGAACAAGUUUUACAGCAAACAAAAGUCCAAAAAAAACAGCAUCAAAAGGGCCGAACUGAUGCGAUUAAUCUUAAAAAACGAACUGGACAGGCGAAAGACCAAUAAGGAGAUGUCGGUAUUUUAGAUUGUUUAUUUAUUUAUUUAAAAAAAAAAGUGAUUGUAAUAGUUUAUAGGAUCUUUAUUUAAUUUAUAAAUAUGUAAUUCUUUUUAUAUAGCUUUUUUGCUUUUGGAGGUUAUUGAAGUAGGUUUAAAUAAAUUGUGAAUAAAAUAGAUUCAGAAGUA